Molecule: messenger RNA, 3184 nt
Organism: Manis javanica (Malayan pangolin)
Lineage: Eukaryota; Metazoa; Chordata; Mammalia; Pholidota; Manidae
Gene: RHOT1
Product: ras homolog family member T1
Biological process (GO): mitochondrion organization
Cellular component (GO): mitochondrial outer membrane
Molecular function (GO): GTP binding; GTPase activity; calcium ion binding
Source: RefSeq, a predicted model, not a curated record
CCCGCGGAGCCGGAGGAGGCGGAGCUGGCGCGGUCCCGGCUCCCGAGCGGGGGAGCGGCCGAGGAAGCGGCGGGCCCCGGCCGAGGCUCGGACGUGGCGGCGGGGGAGACUGGCAGCGCGGGGAGCGCGGCGCCGUGGGGUAGGCGCUCCCGGCGAGAGGAGUCCGCUCCAUGCGUGCGGGCCGAGCCCGGCCCUUGCGAGCCGCCGACAUGAAGAAAGACGUGCGGAUCCUGCUGGUGGGAGAACCUAGAGUUGGGAAGACCUCACUGAUUAUGUCUCUGGUCAGUGAAGAGUUCCCAGAAGAGGUUCCUCCCCGGGCAGAAGAAAUCACCAUUCCAGCUGAUGUCACCCCGGAGAGGGUCCCAACACACAUCGUGGAUUACUCAGAGGCAGAACAGAGUGAUGAUCAACUUCAUCAAGAAAUAUCACAGGCUAAUGUCAUCUGCAUAGUUUAUGCUGUUAACAACAAGCAUUCUAUUGAUAAGGUAACAAGUCGAUGGAUUCCUCUCAUAAAUGAAAGAACAGACAAAGACAGCAGGCUGCCUUUGAUAUUGGUUGGGAACAAAUCUGAUCUGGUGGAAUACAGUAGUAUGGAGACCAUCCUUCCCAUUAUGAACCAAUACACAGAAAUAGAAACCUGUGUGGAGUGUUCGGCAAAAAACCUGAAGAACAUAUCAGAACUCUUUUAUUAUGCACAGAAAGCUGUUCUUCAUCCUACAGGGCCCCUGUACUGCCCGGAGGAGAAGGAGAUGAAACCAGCCUGUAUAAAAGCCCUUACUCGUAUAUUUAAAAUAUCCGAUCAAGAUAAUGAUGGUACUCUGAAUGAUGCUGAGCUCAACUUCUUUCAGAGAAUUUGUUUCAACACUCCAUUAGCUCCUCAAGCUCUGGAAGAUGUCAAAAAUGUAGUCAGAAAACAUAUUAGUGAUGGUGUGGCUGAUAGUGGACUGACACUGAAAGGUUUUCUUUUUUUACACACACUUUUUAUCCAGAGAGGGAGACAUGAAACAACUUGGACUGUGCUUCGACGAUUUGGUUAUGAUGAUGAUUUGGAUUUGACACCUGAAUAUUUAUUCCCCUUGCUAAAAAUACCUCCUGAUUGCACUACUGAAUUAAAUCACCAUGCAUAUUUGUUUCUGCAAAGCACCUUUGACAAGCAUGAUCUGGAUAGAGACUGUGCUUUGUCACCUGAUGAACUUAAAGAUUUGUUUAAAGUUUUCCCUUAUAUACCUUGGGGGCCAGAUGUGAAUAACACAGUUUGUACAAAUGAAAGAGGCUGGAUAACCUACCAGGGAUUCCUUUCCCAGUGGACGCUUACGACCUACUUAGAUGUACAGAGGUGCCUGGAGUAUUUGGGCUAUCUAGGCUAUUCAAUAUUGACUGAACAAGAGUCUCAAGCCUCUGCCAUUACAGUAACAAGAGAUAAAAAGAUAGACCUUCAGAAAAAACAGACUCAAAGAAAUGUGUUCAGAUGUAAUGUAAUUGGGAUGAAAAACUGUGGGAAAAGUGGAGUUCUUCAGGCUCUUCUUGGAAGAAACCUAAUGAGGCAGAAGAAAAUUCGUGAUGAUCAUAAAUCCUACUAUGCAAUUAACACAGUUUAUGUAUAUGGACAAGAGAAAUACUUGUUGUUGCAUGAUAUCUCAGAAUCGGAAUUUCUAACUGAGGCUGAGAUUAUCUGUGAUGUCGUGUGCCUGGUGUAUGAUGUCAGUAACCCCAAAUCCUUUGAAUACUGUGCCAGGAUUUUUAAGCAACACUUCAUGGACAGCAGAAUACCUUGCUUAAUCGUAGCUGCAAAGUCAGACCUGCAUGAAAUUAAACAAGAAUAUAGUAUUUCACCAACUGAUUUCUGCAGGAAACACAAAAUGCCUCCACCACAAGCCUUCACUUGCAAUACUGCUGAUGCACCAAGUAAAGAUGUCUUUGUUAAAUUGACAACAAUGGCCAUGUACCCCCAUGCCCGGUUACGCUGUAUGUGCACCUGCAACAGGUGUACAUUUUGCAUCUGUCAGAACUUCCUCAACUCAGACUUGCUGCAAUCUGUAAAGAACAAAAUCUUCACUGCAGUUCUGAACAGGCACGUGACACAGGCUGACCUCAAGAGCUCCACGUUUUGGCUUCGAGCAAGUUUUGGUGCUACAGUUUUUGCAGUUUUGGGCUUUGCUAUGUACAAAGCACUAUUGAAACAGCGAUGAUUAAAAAAAAAAUACUGGCCCUACCAAAAACUAAUACUUUUAUGUACAUUAUGAAUGCUUUAAGUUCUGCCAGAAAUACUGAGAUAUUUAUACAUGCAGAGUUACUUUAUUAAUAUUUGUAAUUCAUGCAUAAGAGUAUUUUAAUGAUAGGUUAUAACUGCAGUAUUGGCUAGCAUAUGAAAGAAACAGCUUAACAGCCAAACUAAAAAUGGCUGAGUUUCAGAGGCCAAAAGGGAUUAUUUUGUAAAUGAUGUACAUAUUCAGGCAAGAUAUGGUCUCCCAAACUGACUCCUAGAAAUGAUGUUUCUAGACGUUUCUACAUGGUAUUGUUAGUGCUCGGUUGGCCCACUUUCCUAGGUUGAAGUCAACUCAGAGAUUGUAUUUGCUCAUGGAUCACCUAUUUAUUUCACAUUUACUUAGAAUGAUUCUUUGGGUUCUUUAACGUACAUGAGGCUCAGUUUGCCAUUUUCUCUCCAUUUUUUAAGAUGAGCUCAUCAGUGUCAGCUUACCAACACAACUUCUGUCAGUCACUUAUGGUAGGCCAGCCUUGAAGCCAUCGUGCAGUCUAGAAAACUGUAUAGCUAGUGUGAGACUCUCCUUUAAGGAAGGAGGAAGCUGAAGGCCAUUAGCAGAGCUGUUACCUAUGUGAUUAUAUCAUUUCCUUUGUCAGUAUAUUGAAUUUUAUAGCCCUUUCAAUCAAAUGAACAAGAAGAUUUGUAUAUUAUCAAUGUUUUUAGUUUAAAUAAACCAGUCACCAUUAACUACUGUUGAAUUUCCUCCCAAAUUGUAAAUCAUUCUAUAAUGGCUGUGUCUGUUACAGUGUAUCACAGUAGCUGCAUGUGUCAUGAGAUGUUGUAUAUCUGGCUAGGAUAGCCUAGAAGCAGCACUUUUUUAAAUGGUGAAAUAAAUCUAAUGAAUAUAAACUCAUGAUAAACCUAUUUUUUCCAUCAUUGACCUUUUCAAGUAUUUAAAUAAAUAACUGCUAUGUACUGUGA